This is a messenger RNA of Pteronotus mesoamericanus, 997 nucleotides long. RefSeq names its product olfactory receptor 4A15-like. The coding region runs from base 44 to 997 and encodes 317 amino acids. Gene Ontology annotation, biological process: G protein-coupled receptor signaling pathway. Gene Ontology annotation, cellular component: plasma membrane. Gene Ontology annotation, molecular function: olfactory receptor activity; G protein-coupled receptor activity. Lineage: Eukaryota; Metazoa; Chordata; Mammalia; Chiroptera; Mormoopidae. The record is from RefSeq and is a predicted model, not a curated record. The transcript has a single exon.
GUUUGCAGCCUCUGACACCUGGUUCCACACCUUCUGAAGACACAUGGGAAUUAAGAACAACGUGACUGAGUUUAUUCUCCUGGGGCUCACACAAAGCCCUGAGGGACAAAGAGUUCUCUUUGUUGCAUUCUUAUUCAUCUACAUUGUGACGCUAGUGGGCAAUCUGCUUGUCAUGGUGACCAUCAUGGCCAGCCAGUCCCUGGGUUCCCCAAUGUACUUCUUUCUGGCUUACUUAUCCUUUAUAGAUACUGUCUAUUCUACUGCCAUUGCUCCCAAAAUGAUUGUAGACAUGCUCUAUGAGAGAAAGACUAUUUCCUUCCAGGCUUGUAUGACUCAAGUCUUUAUAGAUCACUUCUUUGCCGGCGCUGAAGUCAUUCUUCUGGUGGUGAUGGCCUAUGACCGAUACGUGGCCAUAUGUAAACCUCUUCAUUAUCUGAUCAUUAUGAAUCGGCGGGUAUGUGUGCUCAUGCUGCUGGUGGCCUGGACUGGGGGCUUUCUACACUCAUUGGUUCAAUUUCUCAUUAUUUAUAGGCUCCCUUUCUGUGGCCCCAAUGUCAUCGACAACUUUGUGUGUGAUAUGUAUCCCUUAUUGAAACUUGCUUGCACCAAUACCUACCUCAUUGGGGUGUCUAUGAUAGCUAAUGGGGGGGCAAUCUGCACUAUCACCUUCUUCAUUCUUCUAGUUUCCUAUGGGGUCAUAUUAUACUCCCUUAGGACACGUGGUUUAGAAGGGAAACGCAAAGCCUUCUACACCUGUGCGUCCCAUAUGACUGUGGUCAUUUUAUUUUUCGUCCCUUGCAUUUUCCUGUAUGCAAGGCCCAGUUCCACCUUUCCCAUUGAUAAAUCCAUGACUGUGGUUUUGACUUUCAUAACUCCUCUGUUGAACCCCUUAAUCUACACCCUGAGAAACGCAGAAAUGAAAAAUGCCAUGAGGAAACUUUGGAGUAACUGUGUGGCCUUGGUUAGAAGGGGGCUGCUUCCCACAUGCAGAACAUGA